CGGGUGUCCGAACUUCAGGAGCUGCUGGAUCGGACAAACAAGGAGCUGGUCCAGAGCCGCGAGCACUCUGCCACUCUCAGCGGUCGUAUGGCCGAUCUCGAGGCAGAGCUCACAAAUGCACGCAGAGAACUGUGCCGCAGCGAGGAACUGUCAAUCAAACAACAUAGGGAACAGAGAGAGAGGGAGGAUAUGGAGGAGAGGAUAACAACACUAGAGAAACGCUACCUGGCUGCUCAGCGGGAGACCACACACAUCCACGACCUCAACGACAAACUGGAGAAUGAACUGGCCACCAAGGACUCGCUGCACCGCCAGAGCGAGGAGAAGGUCCGCCAGUUGCAGGAGAUGCUGGAGAUGGCAGAGCAGAGGCUGGCUCAGACCAUGAGGAAGGCUGAGACGCUGCCAGAGGUGGAAGCUGAACUGGCACAAAGAGUGGCUGCACUUUCCAAGGCAAUGCACACACACACACACAUACACACACACACACAACAUCCAAAUGGAGUCUGUUUCAAAAGAGAAAAUUUGUUGAAGUCAUUCCGCCCCCUCGUCUGGUUCUCUCACCAGGCUCGUCAGAGAGAGAAGAUGAAUGAGGAGCACAACAAGCGCCUGUCUGACACCGUGGAUCGUCUGCUCACCGAGUCCAACGAGAGACUGCAGCUCCAUUUGAAAGAACGCAUGGCUGCCCUGGAGGACAAGAACUCCCUCAUUCAGGAUCUUGAGAACUGCCAGAAACAGCUUGAAGAAUUCCACCACACCCGGGAGCGGCUGAUUGGAGAGAUUGAUAAGUUGAGAAAUGAAAUCGACCACUUGAAACGCCGCAGUGGAGCGUUUGGAGAUGUGUCUCACUCUCGAUCUCACCUUGGAAGCGCCAGCGACCUUCGCUUCUCUGUGGUGGAGGGCCAAGAUGGCCACUACAGCACAACUGUGAUCAGGAGGGCUCAGAAGGGCAGAAUGUCAGCGCUGAGAGACGACCCAAACAAGGUGUGCGCUGUGUUUGAACAGGACUACCCGUCUCUCCGCGGGAGCGUCAGCCACCUCCUCGGCAGCGACAUCGAGGCAGACUCUGACAUGGAUGAUGACGUCAGCUCCACCCUGCUUUCCCCCAGCGGGCAAUCUGACGCUCAGACUCUGGCUCUCAUGCUGCAGGAGCAGCUCGAUGCUAUCAAUGAAGAGAUAAGGAUGAUCCAGGUGGAGAGGGAGUCAGCAGACCUGCGCUCUGACGAGAUUGAGUCUCGUGUGAACAGUGGCAGCAUGGACGGCCUCAACGUGACGCUGCGACCCAGGGCGCUGCCCACCUCCGCCACCGCCCAGUCCCUGGCAUCGUCCUCCUCCCCCCCCACCAGUGGCCACUCCACACCUAAACACCACUCACGCAACGCCAGCCACCAUCUAGGCAUCAUGACUCUGCCAAGCGACUUGAGGAAACACCGCAGGAAAGUAGCGUCUCCGGUUGAAGUGGACAAAGCUACUAUCAAGUGUGAGACAUCGCCCCCCUCGUCCCCCCGAAGUUUACGGCUAGAAACCAAUUUCGCCCAGUUCACCGGCAGUCUGGAGGACGGCAGAGGCAAGCAGAAGAAAGGCAUCAAGUCAUCUAUUGGCCGACUGUUUGGGAAGAAGGAGAAGGGUCGAAUGGAGCAGACUGCUGCUGUGUGCAGGGAGGUUCAGCCUCUACCGGCCCUAACAGACUUUGACAUGGGCAUCGGUGACACUAUGACUCUGGGAAAACUGGGCACGCAGGCUGAGAGGGAUCGCAGGAUGAAGAAAAAACACGAGCUUCUGGAAGACGCCAGGAAAAGAGGCCUGCCAUUUGCUCAUUGGGACGGCCCUACAGUCGUCUCCUGGCUAGAGCUGUGGGUGGGAAUGCCAGCGUGGUAUGUGGCAGCGUGUCGUGCCAACGUGAAGAGCGGAGCCGUGAUGUCAGCUCUGUCUGACACAGAGAUUCAGAGGGAGAUUGGCAUCAGCAACCCUCUGCACCGACUCAAACUGCGCUUGGCCAUCCAGGAAAUGGUUUCCCUCACCAGCCCCUCUGCACCCCUUACCUCCAGAACGGUAAAAUAAUAUGAACAAAUAUACAUCUGCAUACACAAACAGCCGGAAAAUAAAUGAGCACAUGGAGUUACACACAAAUGUAAUCCAAGGAUUGUGAAUAUGAUCACAUUACCCGACACAAAACACUCAAAACAUCCUCCACUGUCAGCUCAACCUUCACUCUGCACCCUGGGGUGAGAACUCUUCACUCUGUGUUGCUUUUUUUUUUGUUCAGACCACAGACUCUUCCGCUGCCAUAAAUUGCAUGUGGAUCUGUGGG
This is a messenger RNA of Notothenia coriiceps (black rockcod), 2308 nucleotides long. RefSeq names its product liprin-alpha-2-like. Lineage: Eukaryota; Metazoa; Chordata; Actinopteri; Perciformes; Nototheniidae. Gene Ontology annotation, biological process: synapse organization. The transcript has 15 exons. Gene Ontology annotation, cellular component: presynaptic active zone. Gene Ontology annotation, molecular function: protein binding. The coding region runs from base 88 to 2058 and encodes 656 amino acids. The record is from RefSeq and is a predicted model, not a curated record.